AUGUAUCUCCUCGGUGUGCACUUGGCGGAUCACAAGCUGGUCAGGAUCGCAUUGACAAAUUUCUACGGCAUUUCCUAUGACACUGCGAACCGGCUUUGCGCUCGUCUGUCCCUGCACGAUCGGGCGACCGUCUCGUCGCUCACGGAAUCGCAGAUCACUCAGCUCUCGGCAUACCUUUCCUCCCCCGGCUCGAUCCCGGCGCGCAAGCCCCAGGCGACACUCGGUCCCUUGGACCUCUCCUCCUCCUCCUCCUCUGCCGCUUCCAGCAGCAAUCCCUCCUCCGAUGUUCCGCGUCCGUCUAUGGAAGCGAACCCAUCACUCGACCCAUUGCGCCAGAUCAAAAUCGAAGCGGACCUGAAGCGCGUCCUGCACGCCAACAUCAAUCACCACCGCGACGUGGGAAGCUACCGCGGUAGGAGACACGCCGCGCAUCUGCCGGUGCGAGGGCAAAGGACCAGCACGAACGCGAAUAGUGCCAAGAAGCUCAAUCGGCUCGAAAGGAGAGGGUUCUGCACCGCGACAGCGCUUGUAGAGAUGGGACAACGGGAAAGCGGGGAACAUGUGUCGCUGGAGGAGCUGCUCAGGCCGUUGGCGCGCGUCAGGUUUGCAGAGGCAUUGGUGUGA
Messenger RNA from Sporisorium graminicola, 624 nucleotides. RefSeq lists its product as uncharacterized. The record is from RefSeq and is a predicted model, not a curated record. Gene Ontology annotation, molecular function: structural constituent of ribosome; RNA binding. Lineage: Eukaryota; Fungi; Basidiomycota; Ustilaginomycetes; Ustilaginales; Ustilaginaceae. Gene Ontology annotation, biological process: translation. The coding region runs from base 1 to 624 and encodes 207 amino acids. Gene Ontology annotation, cellular component: ribosome; mitochondrion; small ribosomal subunit. The transcript has 2 exons.